Messenger RNA from Suncus etruscus (white-toothed pygmy shrew), 2381 nucleotides. RefSeq names its product zinc finger protein 710 (gene ZNF710). Gene Ontology annotation, molecular function: DNA-binding transcription factor activity; RNA polymerase II cis-regulatory region sequence-specific DNA binding. NCBI's taxonomy places the organism in Eukaryota, Metazoa, Chordata, Mammalia, Eulipotyphla, Soricidae. The coding region runs from base 24 to 2042 and encodes 672 amino acids. The record is from RefSeq and is a predicted model, not a curated record. Gene Ontology annotation, biological process: regulation of transcription by RNA polymerase II. The transcript is spliced from 4 exons.
CUGCCCUAGCUGGCCGCCACGGGAUGGAAGGCUUCAUGGACUCAGGGACACAGACCGACGCCGUGGUGGUGCUGUCCUUGGCCCAGGCCGCCGUGCUAGGCCUGGUCUCUGAAAAUGAGCUCUUUGGGGCCACCAUAAGCGCCGACGCCUUCUACCCGGACCUGGGUCCUGAGCUGUCGACGGGCGUCAUGGGGGAGCCGGGCCCCCCAGGCCCCGACAUCUACCAGCUGGCCUGCAACGGGCGGGCCCUGGAAGAGCCGGCCGAAGAAGAAGUGCUGGAAGUGGAGGCGGCCUUUGAGAAGCACACGCGGCGGAAGACCCGGGCCCCGGUGCGCCUGGUGCCCAAGGUCAAGUUCGAGAAGGUGGAGGAGGAGGAAGAGGAGCAGGAGGUAUACGAGGUGUCCGUGCCGGGCGACGACAGGGUCCCCGAUGCCACUGCCGCCACCGCGGCCGAGACACCAGGCCAGGGGGCCACGGGAGAUUGCGAGUCACUGGUCCAGAGCAGCUCUGUGAAAAUGAUCGACCUCAGCGCCUUCAGCCGCAAGCCACGGCCCAUGGUGCGGCACCUUCCCCGCAACUCCAGACCCGAACUGGACGUGGCCCCCUAUGACCCCCACUUCCCCGACCCGGCCCGGGACACCACCUUCCCUGAGCCCAACCUGGCGCUGCCGGGCCCCGAGGCGCUGCCCGCCGACUGCAGCUUCGAGCCACCCCCGUUAGCCCCUCUGAGUGACCCCGAGGCGGCCCCCCUGGCAUCCCCCGAGCCCGCCAAGCCCGAGCAGGGCUUCGUGUGGCAGGAGGCCUCCGAACUGGAGGCGGACGCGGCCGGUGCCACCGUGGAGCGCCACAAGAAGGCACAGCUGGACCGGCUGGACAUCAACGUCCAGAUCGAUGACUCGUACCUGGUGGAGGCCGGGGACCGGCAGAAGCGCUGGCAGUGCCGCAUGUGCGAGAAGUCGUACACGUCCAAGUACAACCUGGUGACACACAUCCUGGGCCACAACGGCAUCAAGCCGCACUCCUGCCCGCACUGCAGCAAGCUCUUCAAGCAGCCCAGCCACCUGCAGACGCACCUGCUCACCCACCAGGGCACGCGGCCCCACAAGUGCCAGGUGUGCCACAAGGCCUUCACGCAGACCAGCCACCUGAAGCGCCACAUGCUGCUGCACUCCGAGGUCAAGCCCUACAGCUGCCACUUCUGUGGCCGUGGCUUUGCCUACCCCAGCGAGCUCAAGGCCCACGAGGUGAAGCAUGAGAGCGGCCGCUGCCACGUGUGCGUCGAGUGUGGCCUGGACUUCUCCACCCUGACGCAGCUCAAGCGCCACCUGGCGUCCCACCAGGGCCCCACCCUGUACCAGUGCCUGGAGUGCAACAAGUCCUUCCACUACCGCAGCCAGCUGCAGAACCAUAUGCUCAAACACCAGAACGUGCGGCCCUUCGUGUGCACCGAGUGCGGCAUGGAAUUCAGCCAAAUCCACCACCUCAAGCAGCACUCGCUGACGCACAAGGGAGUGAAGGAGUUCAAGUGUGAGGUGUGUGGCCGGGAGUUCACCCUGCAGGCAAACAUGAAGCGCCACAUGCUGAUCCACACGAGUGUUCGGCCCUACCAGUGCCACAUCUGCUUCAAGACCUUUGUGCAGAAGCAGACGCUCAAGACACAUAUGAUCGUCCACUCGCCUGUUAAGCCGUUCAAGUGCAAGGUGUGCGGCAAGUCCUUCAACCGCAUGUACAACCUGCUGGGCCAUAUGCACCUACACGCGGGCAGCAAGCCCUUCAAGUGCCCCUACUGCUCCAGCAAGUUCAACCUCAAGGGCAACCUGAGCCGCCACAUGAAGGUCAAGCACGGCGUCAUGGACAUCGGCCUGGACAGCCAAGAUCCCAUGAUGGAGCUGGCGGGCACCGACCCCUCGGAGCUGGACGGCCCGCAGGAGAUGGAGGACUUCGAGAAUGCCUAUAGCUACGCUGGCGUGGAUGGCAGUGGCGAGGCCAGCGCGCUGAGCGAGCAGGCCAUGAAGGAGAUGGCCUACUACAACGUGCUAUAGCCGCGCCAGGGGGCGCCUCCCCUCUGCUGAGCGCCAGUACCCAGGGACCUGGGGACCAAAAUGCCUCCGGACCCCAGGCUGGGCGGCUGCACGGGGAUGGAGAAGAGCCAGUGGCAGGCCUCGGGAGCCCCCCACGGCCCUGACACUGGAGGGAGAGCUGAGCUGAGCCGAGCCACUGGGCCUUGUUCUGCUCUGCCCCGCUCCUGCCUCCCGGGAUGACAGGGACCCACUGCCCUCGUCCCAAACACCAGUCAUGGCUCCUGCCUCUACCUCCUGAGGCCGUCUCCCCCUGUAAGCCCUGACCCACCCCGAAGGCCUCAUCCUCAAGCCCUGUUUUGG